Molecule: messenger RNA, 2298 nt
Organism: Penicillium digitatum Pd1
Lineage: Eukaryota; Fungi; Ascomycota; Eurotiomycetes; Eurotiales; Aspergillaceae
Product: ubiquitin C-terminal hydrolase family protein
Biological process (GO): protein deubiquitination
Cellular component (GO): nucleus; cytosol
Molecular function (GO): cysteine-type deubiquitinase activity
Source: RefSeq, a predicted model, not a curated record
AUGAGUGGCAUCCAUCGGUUUUUGACGCGUCGCGACCGGCACAAUAAGUUGAACAAGCAAAGCAAAGAAGAGGCAUCUCGUAUACUUUCACGUCCUCCAUUCCAAGGAAUUUUCAAGUCAGAGACGACUCUAGCAGAAAAUGAUGAUCAUGAUAAGAAGGUCAAAGCCCUCGCCCAACGAAUUAAACAACUUGGAAUCACUGCGUUAGAGGAAGAGCAUAUGAGUUAUGCAUUGAAAACCACGCAAGGCGAUACAGAGAAAGCAUUUAGCCUGCUACUUCUGCUAGAGGACUCCAUCGAAGGAAUAAUCAGGAAUUACACACCCAACACCAAGCUCUUAGGCGCUGAGAAUCGCCACGGAGUCACAUGCUAUUUGGACGCCUUGUUGUUCGCCAUGUUUGCGCGCCUUGAUUGUUUUGAGGCCAUUCUCUAUAAAUCUUUUAAUGAUGAGCCUCGUCGAAAGCUUGCAAUCCUUCUGAGACUAUGGGUGAAUCUGCUACGAUCAGGGAAGCUUAUCACCACAGACAUGACAAAACACCUGCAGGAUGCCCUAGCAGAAUGUGGCUGGGAAGACGCGGCCAAACUUCAGCAACAGGAUGCCUCAGAAGCAUUCACUUUCAUCACAGAAAAGUUAGAAUUGCCACUUCUCACUUUGAAGAUGGACAUCUAUCAUACUGGAAAGGAGGAUGAAAGUGACGACCAUAAGUUCGUCAAUGAGAGACUUCUCGAGGUUGCCAUACCGCCCGAGCCAACUGAUGGACAUUCACUCACACUGGAAGAUUGCCUGGAAGCUUACUUCAAUAACAUGAUAGAAGUUAAACGACACAUGGAACGACGUAACACCACUGGCUCUAUCAGGUCGAGGGACUCCCUCUCCAUAUCCAAGGGGUCCACGUCACAUGUUGAAACAGUGGAAAUUGAGACCACACCCACUAUGUCUCGUGCUCAAACAAAUUCACCGCGCGUUGAAAAACCAACCCCUUGGUCGUCAUUCAGUGAGUUCAAUGAAUCCCUCGAAGCAUGUCGGACACCUGGUCGACGUGGCAGUAUUGUUCGUCAGCGGUUCUUUCCGGAUUCAAAUGACAACACGAACGCCAGGGAUCCAAAUCCGGAGAAAGAUACCAGUGAAAGUACACAAUCGCGAAGGGGUUCAUACAAGAAGGAGGUAAUGAUGCCUGCGUGGCAAUUUUUUAGAUUGAUACCGUGGUAUACCGACAACACACCAACAAACGAUGCGCAAGUUGCAGCACAUUUUUCCUCAAAACGGCCGAUUCUCGGGAUGUGUCUGAAACGUUAUUCCUUCUUGCCAGACGGGAGGGCAGUCAGGCUCAAUACACACAUUGACAUACCAGUUGAGAUCGGCCUGCCUCACUUCAUCCAAGAUGACAACUUGGAUGCGAAUGCUCCUAUCUUUGGGAGCUUUAAACUCUCUUUGCAAGCUCUGGUUUGCCAUAGGGGUAACUCGGUCGACUCGGGGCAUUACAUUUCCAUUGUUCGAGGUACCAACUGCCCCAAUACCGGCACUCCUAUCACCGCUGGCCCAGAAAUCCCUGAGACAUCAAAACACUGGAUGCGCUUCGACGAUCUCGCCGCUGAGCGAGUGACACUGGUUGAUGUUGAUCACGCAUUGAAGACUGAAUCGCCUUAUCUUCUGUUCUACCAAAUUCUUCCAAUCGGCGAAGAUCCAUCUGCGCCCAACAUUCCAAACCCACCAUCAUCUCGGGCGUCAGAAAGCAGUACACUAGGCGACCAAACAGACUUCAGUCUCGAAGACUUUACUUCUGACCGACCUAGUGUUGAGGUUACCGGGCCAUGCGAGACUAGUGCGCAAACACUAGCCAACAUCGCAAGGCGAUCCAGCAUAGCAUUUUCAGAAACCAGCAACUCGGCCGGUCCUCUGCCGCGCUCUAUUUCGUCCUCAUCGCCUGGGCUGGCACCGAUGGAGGAAGGAAGCACAAAGGGAAUAUCCCUCUCGCGCCGUGGGUCUCGGUCGGCCAAGAGCAAUCCCGGAAGCCGCGCUGGCAGCCAAACAGGUGAAAAUAGAAUCAGUGCCACUUUUUCACGCUUUGCUGAAAGACUCAGUCGGGAUAAAAUUAGCAAUGACGGAUUUGCCGAGAAAAAUGAAGAGGAUGAGUCUGCAUUUGAGAUUGAUGACACUGUGGACGACAUGAAACUUGGGUCAGCUGCUCUUGAGAAUAAGGAGAAGCGCGGAAGAGGCCGAACGAAGAACCACGAGAGGAAUAAAGGGAAAUCCAAGGAGAAGAGCAGGAUGUUGGAUCGGGAAUGUGCAGUGAUGUGA